This is a messenger RNA of Zychaea mexicana, 1515 nucleotides long. RefSeq lists its product as uncharacterized. Gene Ontology annotation, biological process: regulation of transcription by RNA polymerase II; chromatin remodeling. Gene Ontology annotation, cellular component: nucleus; SAGA-type complex. The record is from RefSeq and is a predicted model, not a curated record. The annotation marks the transcript as partial. Gene Ontology annotation, molecular function: transcription coactivator activity; protein binding; chromatin binding. NCBI's taxonomy places the organism in Eukaryota, Fungi, Mucoromycota, Mucoromycetes, Mucorales, Lichtheimiaceae. The transcript is spliced from 2 exons.
AUGACAAUCACCCAUCGGCAACGGCCCAGCAAUGCCACUACAGCAAGCUCUACCAACAAUGAAGGCGGACAAAUCGACGACAAAGAGCCACCCAAAUACCACUGCGAUGCGUGCAGUAACGAUGUGACGAAUACUGUACGUAUACGAUGCGCCGACGAUGAUUGUCCCGAUUUCGAUCUAUGCAUCACUUGCUUUAGCGGCGGCGCCGAACCCAUGAAACACAAGACAUACCACAGCUACCGCAUCGUCAAACCGCACAGCUUUCCCAUUUUCAGCGAGGAUUGGGAUGCCGAUGAGGAACUGUUGCUAAUCGAGGCAGCCAUGAAGAAUGGAUUGGGCAAUUGGCAAGCGAUUGCCGACUAUGUGGGGACAAAGGACAAGCAAGAAUGCGAGCAGCAUUAUCUGGACGUGUAUGUAUCUAGUCCUGACUGGCCACGGCCGCGUAUGGAUAUCAAAUUUGAUGAUAUCAGCGAAAGCGAAUGCAGAGAGCGUAAGCGACAUCGAUUACAAAAGUCGCGUGGCAUGGGACCACGUACCAAGGCUCAAGUCAACAAUAACAAACCAGUGACGAGCGGACCAGCGUACCACGAGAUCCAGGGCUACAUGCCGCGUCGUUUUGAAUUUGAAACAGAGUACGAGAAUGAUGCGGAACAGUUUGUGAAGGACAUGGUGUUCAACGACGACGAUACACAAGAAGAAAUUGAUCUAAAAGUGAUGGUGCUGGAUAUCUACAAUUCGCGAUUGGAUCGACGGAUGGAACGCAAGCGGUUGAUCUUUGAACGUGGCUGGCUUGAUUUCAAGAAGCAGCAGGCACUGGAACGAAAACGACAAAAGGAGGAGCGAGAGCUAUACAAUCGCACGCGUGUGUUUUGUCGGUUGCAGACACCUACAGACUAUGAGACGCUGGUGCAAGGGCUUGUGCGCGAGCAGCAGCUGCGAGACCAGAUUGCAAUCUUGCAAGAGUGGCGAAAGGCGGGCCUGACGUCCUUGAAGCAAGGCGAGCAGUAUGAAAAAGACAAGCAGACACGGUUGGCGAAUCUCAAGACGCUCGUGUCGUUGUCGAGUGAUCGGAUGGGCACUGCAGCAGCGAAUCAACGUAAUAACUACCGCGCACAGAUCGCCGCCCUGUCAGCGACACCGAGUGCAGCAGGCUAUUUCCGCGAUGGACCCAAGGGAGCAGGAGCAUCAACAUCAUCAUCAUCAACAUCGGCGGCAGCAGCAGCAUCAGGAGCACGCAAGCCAGCCAAUCCGCUUGACAUCAGCGAGGCAGACGGUGUUCAUCUACUGACAGAACAAGAACAAAUUUUGUGUUCCACACUGCGCAUUUUGCCACGGCCGUAUAUGGUAAUCAAGGACACAAUCCUCAAAGAAUAUGCCAAACAAGGGUAUUUGAAGCGGCGGCAGGCUCGUGCACUCAUCAAAAUCGACGUCAACAAGACGAGCCGGAUAUACGACUUCUUUAUUGAAAGCGGAUGGAUCAAGGCGUUCAAGGAACCUAAUGCGUCACCGUCCCCU